UUUAAACGGUUAAAAACCGGUCGAACUACAGUUGUUCGUUUAUUAAAUAAGGUUGGACCUAGUAAGCUGAUGAAGGCGAGCCUUGACGGUGAAGGUGAAUCUGUCAGAUAGACAGUAAACAACAUAUCCAUUGGAUUGAACAGAAUGCAUAUCAUCAGUUCAAGACUGGUUGGAGAGCUUGUACACCCAAACACAGCCAGGUGUAUCCAGUGUACCAUUCAUCGUAACUUUAGUACCACAAAAACCUUGAGUGAGCUGCGGAAAUUGUCCACUGUGAAAAUAGUCGAUAACAGCUUGAUAGGAAAAAAGGCAUCAGAGAGCGGCAAAAAGGUGAAAAUUCUUCAGGUUUACACCAGGAAUCAGGUAGCACGUGUUGGAGACAAAGUGUUGUUGUCAAUCCAAAAAGAAAGGAAAAAGGCAUACAUCGUUGGAUGUGUUCAGAAACCUAAGGCAAUGCAGCCAAGGUUUGACAGUAACAAUGCAGUGUUAAUUGAUGAAACAGGUGCACCAAUAGGGACCAGGAUCCGUGUCCCCUUACCCUCACAUCUGAGGGGUGUCAGUGGGGACUUCACCAAGAUUUUAUCAAUAGCCACAAAAUUUGUUUGAUACCUAAUGAAAGUUUUACAAUAAAAAUAAUUGA
Mizuhopecten yessoensis (Yesso scallop) is the source of this 640-nucleotide messenger RNA. RefSeq names its product 39S ribosomal protein L14, mitochondrial-like. Gene Ontology annotation, biological process: translation. Gene Ontology annotation, molecular function: structural constituent of ribosome. Gene Ontology annotation, cellular component: mitochondrion; ribosome. The transcript is spliced from 3 exons. NCBI's taxonomy places the organism in Eukaryota, Metazoa, Mollusca, Bivalvia, Pectinida, Pectinidae. The coding region runs from base 145 to 606 and encodes 153 amino acids. The record is from RefSeq and is a predicted model, not a curated record.